UUCCCAUGAUCUCUCCUCAAGUAAAAGCCUCAGACCCUACAAAAUGAGCAAAUCAAGAACCUCGAAGAAAGAGAAAAUAAGUGUGGCAAGCGAGAUUGACCGCACUGAAGAGCGCAAAUUGCACUGUAAAAACAGCCUGGAGAGAGUAGAAUUCAGACAUAGAAAAGAGCAGCUCUCAGACAAUGACAGGCUGGCCCUAGAAGAUGAGAUGAUCAUAUUGAAUGAAAGAAUUCAGAAAUAUGAAAAGGAACUGCAGGUGCUGAGAGGAGAAAACAGGAAGAACAUGAUCCUGUCUGUCGCUCUGUUAGCCAUCAGUGCUCUUUUCUACUACGCGUUUAUAUAACACUAUCAGAGAAUGAGAUUUGGGGAGUCUGAUAUCCAUUCAUACCCAUCAGUGUUCAUCGUUUGGCAACACUGGUUUGUUCAGAGGUAGUGAAUUUGUCUUCAUUUUGGCCACAACAUGUUGGAUUACCUCUAUGCAUAGUUAGUUUGCCAUGUUUGCCAAAGACACGUUAGAUGCUUGUUUAUCAGAGAGAGACACGGAAUUGUGAUUAUGUAUGUUUAUAUGAUCCUCAUUGUGAAACACUUUAACCAAUAAUGACUAAAUGAUGUUUCUCUCCAGUUCACUGUUUAUUGCAUUUCAACAGGACUAACAUGCACAAAGGUGGGAGGGGCAGAGGGUGUUAUUCCAUCCAAAAAUAAAAUUUAUCAACAAAAUGUUCAGUUAAAAUAAAAAACAGACAUCAAUAAAAUGCAAUACUGUUCCACGAAA
This is a messenger RNA of Carassius carassius (crucian carp), 772 nucleotides long. RefSeq names its product coiled-coil domain containing 167 (gene ccdc167). Lineage: Eukaryota; Metazoa; Chordata; Actinopteri; Cypriniformes; Cyprinidae. Bases 44 to 343 code for a protein of 99 amino acids. The record is from RefSeq and is a predicted model, not a curated record. The transcript is spliced from 4 exons.